Molecule: messenger RNA, 5187 nt
Organism: Misgurnus anguillicaudatus (oriental weatherfish)
Lineage: Eukaryota; Metazoa; Chordata; Actinopteri; Cypriniformes; Cobitidae
Source: RefSeq, a predicted model, not a curated record
CUUGGGCAGAUUUGACCCUCACAUAUAUACUGUAGCUAAUCCUGUACAGUUACACGCAGUUACACAGAGAGAGAGAGAGACACUUGCAUGCUCGUGCACCUCUAGGGGGACUCCCGACUUGAGUGAAUAGUAGCAGCGCGUGAAGGGAGCAUGAAGACGAACGUGACGGUUUUUCGACCAGCGCGCGCAAGAAUGUAACCAUCGCCCUACACGCGCUGUCGGAUAACACACAGUUCCAGUCGUGAUUUUGCCUCUGAAACGCGCUGCGGAUUUAUGGGGUUUAUGACUCUGUUGGGUGAGAGAUGCAGAGAUCUCAGCAGUACACCAGGAGUUUCUAUUGACCCUGUGCUGGAGGGGCUGUCCCAGAACCCACAAACAAACCUUGCAUGUGUUCAGAAAACCACCGGUAAUAUUAUCUCUCGAGUCUCUACACUAGAGUAAAUGCGGUGCCUUGUAAAACAGAGCAGUGCCAAACAAAGGGGAAGCCACACAGCAUCCCAGAUGGCAAUCAGUAAAGUUGGUUGAGAGUGUGCAGGGUUGAAAUCCGGCUACUUGGAAGAAUAUAAAAUAAUGUCUUGGGUCAACGGCUUUAAAGCUACCAGAGUGGACAACCACAAGACGGCAUGGGGUGAACGCAAUGGCAGGAAGUCGAGGCGUAAAAGGGACUCGUCCCUGUGUAACCCACGCUACAUGAGCUGUCUUCGGGAUCCUGACUCCAUGGAUCGUCCAUCGCAAAACUACUCCCGUGCAGCGGGCGGUGCCACCAGCAGCAACUUCAGCACACGCUGCGUCUGGCAGGAAGACCACUAUGGCAAGAAGGGUGAUCUAGGUUUGAGAUCCGUAGACCUGGCUUUCGAAGAUGCAGAGACGAGGCAAACAAAAGGUGGUGAGGACUCGGAUGAUGGUGGGGAGGAGAGGAAUGGUCCGGACAGGUGUUUUUUGGCUUGCUUGUCGCGGUUGACUCAUGUCUUUCAGACCAAGAAGUUCCAGUCCACCAAACUUGAACGACUGUAUCAGCGAUACUUCUUCAGGCUAAACCAGAACUCUCUUACGAUGCUGAUGGGGAUGCUAGUUGUCGUUUGUGGCGUCAUGCUGGCUUUCCACUGCGUCCAAGGUCCACCUGAUGUGGCAUACGCCACUGUGCUUUCUGUAGCCAUGGCCCUCUUUUUAGUAUUGACGGUGGUGUGUAACAGAAAUUGCUUCCAUCAGGACUACAUGUGGAUUGUAAGCUACCUGGUGAUGGUGGUGUUAAUGGUCGUGCAGGUGUUAGGCGUGUGGAUGAUGGCUCCCCGCAGCUCCUCUGAAGGGAUCUGGUGGACGAUGUUCUUCAUCUACAUCAUCUACACGCUGCUGCCGGUGCGAAUGAGAGCGGCCGUUAUUACUGGGGCUGUGCUUUCCACAAUUCAUGUUAUAAUGUCAUGGAGACUCAACCUUGAGGACAGUCUACUUUGGAAACAGAUAGGUGCCAAUGCAAUGAUUUUCCUGUGCACCAACAUCAUUGGCAUCUGCACACACUACCCAGCUGAGGUGUCUCAGAGACAGGCCUUCAAAGAGACUAGAGGAUAUAUCCAAGCCAGAUUACACCUUCAGAGAGAAAACCAGCAGCAGGAACGCCUGCUGCUCUCGGUGCUGCCAAGGCACGUUGCCAUGGAGAUGAAGGCAGACAUCAGCGCCAAGAAAGAGGAUAUGAUGUUUCACAAGAUCUACAUCCAGAAACACGACAACGUCAGUAUCUUGUUCGCGGACAUCGAGGGCUUCACCAGUUUGGCAUCGCAGUGCACAGCCCAGGAGCUGGUCAUGACCCUUAAUGAACUUUUCGCCCGCUUUGAUAAAUUAGCUUGGGAAAACCACUGUCUGCGGAUCAAGAUCCUGGGGGAUUGUUAUUACUGUGUGUCUGGACUUCCGGAACCUAGGGCCGAUCACGCUCACUGCUGUGUGGAGAUGGGGGUGGAUAUGAUCGAGGCUAUAUCAUUGGUUCGAGAGGUGACCGGAGUGAAUGUAAACAUGCGUGUGGGUAUACACAGCGGCCGGGUGCACUGUGGGGUACUCGGGCUACGCAAAUGGCAGUUUGAUGUCUGGUCCAACGAUGUCACACUGGCCAACCAGAUGGAGGCUGGAGGCCAAGCAGGGCGGAUCCAUAUAACCAAAGCCACGCUGCAGUAUUUAAAUGGGGACUAUGAAGUUGAACCAGGUUUUGGAGGGGACAGAAACGCAUAUCUUAAGGACAACAAAAUUGAGACGUUUUUUGUGCUGGGCUGCAGUCAGAAAAGGAAAGAAGAAAAGGCCAUGAUGGCUAAAAUACAGAGAGCUAAGGCCAACUCUUCAGAAGGCUUGAUGCCACGGUGGGUUCCUGACAGAUCUUUUUCUAGGACUAAAGAUUCAAAAGUCUUCAGACAAAUGGGCAUAGAUGAAGCCUCCAGCAAAGAUAACCGCUGUGUUCAAGAGGCUUUAAAUCCAGAGGAUGAGGUUGAUGAGUUUUUAGGCCGUGCCAUUGAUGCUCGCAGCAUCGACCAGCUGAGAAAAGACCACGUGAAGAAGUUCCUGCUUACAUUCCAAAAGCCUUUCCUGGAGAAAAAGUACUCAAAAAAGGUGGAUGAACGUUUCGGUAGUUACGUGGCCUGUACCCUCCUCGUCUACUGCUUCAUUGUUUUUAUUCAAAUCAUCAUCUUUCCCCGUACUCCCUUAAUGCUGGGCAUGUUCAUCAGCAUCUUUAUUAUCCUCACCAAUGUCCUCUUCAUAUGUGCCAUUUAUUCCUGUGUUAAGUUUUUUCCAGCUGCCUUGCAGACAGUAUCAAAGAGGAUUGUGCAGUCCCGUACAAACAGCACUGUAGUCGGAGUCUUCACCAUUCUGCUUCUCUUCAUCUCUGCUUUUGUUAAUAUGUUUACCUGCGACCGAGUAAAUCUACUAGAUUGUGUAGCCAAACAGUCGAAUGGUUCGGAUUUGGUCGCUGUGUGUCUGUUGUACAAUCUAACUGGAACAGCAAAGGACCCACUAACACUGUGUGAUCAAACUUCACCAUGCCAUUUACCUGAGUAUUUCACAUACAGUGUGCUGCUGACUCUGCUGUGCUGCUCCGUGUUCCUACACAUCAGCAGUAUAGGCAAGCUGAUCCUCAUGGUCUUCAUUCAGAUCUGCUUUCUGCUGCUUGUAGAAUGGCCACUGGCCACUCUGUUGACCAAUGCCGACCUUCUGGUCAAUGCCAAGGCACUGUCUUUUAAUGGAACAGAGAAUUGCCAUCAAACGGUGAAUAAAGUUUCUCUAAGAGUGACGAUUCCAGUCAUCCUUACUGUAUUUGUAUUGGCACUUUACCUGCACGCACAGCAGGUCGAGUCCACAUCUCGCCUUGACUUCCUGUGGAAGCUACAGGCGACUGAAGAGAAAGAGGAGAUGGAGGAACUGCAGGCCUACAAUCGUCGUCUCCUUCACAACAUCCUGCCCAAAGAUGUGGCUGCCCACUUCCUUGCCAGAGAGCGGCGAAAUGAUGAGCUUUACUAUCAGUCGUGUGAAUGCGUGGCUGUUAUGUUCGCGUCCAUCAGUAACUUCUCAGAGUUUUACACUGAACUGGAGGCCAACAAUGAGGGCGUGGAGUGCCUGAGACUCCUGAACGAGAUCAUCGCUGACUUUGAUGAGAUCAUUUCUGAGGACAAGUUUAAGCAAUUAGAGAAGAUCAAAACUAUUGGAAGUACGUACAUGGCAGCAUCUGGACUGAACGACUCGACGUACGACAAAGAAGGCAAAACCCACAUUCUAGCUCUGGCCGACUAUGCCAUGAGGCUACGAGAACAGAUGAAGUACAUCAACGAACACUCAUUCAACAACUUUCAGAUGAAAAUAGGCCUGAACAUUGGACCAGUGGUUGCUGGUGUGAUUGGAGCCAGAAAACCUCAGUAUGACAUAUGGGGAAACACAGUGAAUGUGGCCAGUCGCAUGGACAGCACAGGUGUUCCUGAUCAUAUCCAGGUGACCACCGAUCUUUACCAUGUAUUAGCAAGUAAAGGUUACAAGCUGGAAUGCCGUGGACUGGUGAAAGUAAAGGGGAAAGGAGAUAUGACCACUUACUUCCUCAAUAGUGGUCCUGCCUGCAGUUAACAUUGACCAAAUGUAUCUUGAUGCACUGAAUUGCAGGAUGGAUGAUACAGAACGCUCUGAAUGAGUUUUGAACUUGAUCUUGAACAGAUCCAAAUAUAACCACUCACAAGCUCUUUUGUCUGAGCAUUAGUGGAUAUGUGUAGUAUUUAAAAUACGCACCUAUUGGGAAUAAUGUACGAUUUAAUGAAGAACUGUUGCCUUGGAGACAACAUUGAAGAAACCUUUGUUUUGUAGAAAAGACUUUUUUUCUGUACCAAAAUUUGAAUUCUUUAUUUAUUUCGACAGGUUUUUAAAGCAUGUAAAUAAAAAGAGACUUAAACCUGAUUAUAUAUGCAAGCAUCACGGAGCAAGAAGAAACUGACCAAAGAACAAAGUAUUUGAUGUAGGAACAUGACACAUCUGCUAAUCUGUUUGAUAUGUCUGUAGACAGCUGUUAUACAAUUGUCUGGUUUUGGUUUUGUCCUCCUGUAACUCUACCACAAAGGCCAUAUUCUAGUAUAGACACUAAUGCAAAAAAUCUGCUGUCAAUAAAGGCCUUAGAGACUGUGGUUUUCUUAACUACCGGUGGCUUGUAUUUACUACGAGUUAUGAAGAUUGUUUUUCUGUUUUAGUUUUUGUGUACAAAUGAGAUCAACUCAAAUGAAGGAUAAGAAAUAGUAUUAGAUAUGCUAAGUAUUUUUGCAUUGCCAUUUGUACGAGUGUGUUUGUGUGCGUAGGACUGUCUGAGUAUCUUCAAAGGGCAUAACAGCUCACUGUGACAUUUAUAAAAUUUAUUUAAAAUAGCAUUAUUACAUGUUAUUUUAGUUUCAUUUCGGUCUUUAUUUUCUUCUAACAGUGGUCAUUUCCCCUUCAUGUGAAUUUGUAGAUCUUAUUCCUGCAAAGAAUAUAAAGCCACAUGUGACCAGCACGUCUACACUGUGAAAAGUGAAAGUUGGAUCUAGUGAAACAAAUUACCUUUAAUCUGUAACACUUUUAAAAAAUGAGUUUUGUCCGUUAGAAUUUUUCACUUAAGAAAAUUUAAGGUGAAAAAACUUUCAAAAGUUAACCUACUUUAAUUGGUACUUAAAUUUUCACUUUAAAGGGACACUCCACUUUUUU